GAGAGCAAUUCUUGGACCAUGAAAUGGACUCAGAUAGCAGGAAUUAACAACAGUGGAUAAUGAUUAAAGGUCAUAAACAGAAAAACAGCAAAACGUGAUAAGUGAGGUUAGCCUGAGGAGGAAAAGAUGAAGGGACAGCUCUUACUGUAUUUGAAUCUUCUCAUUUUGGGGAGCCUGACGACCCUUUUCUACUGGAAUACAUUCGACAACAACUGGCGUCAUUGCAGCAUAAAACUUCGACCUCAACUUAAUAACACCAACUCAUGUAAAGAAUGCAGGGAGAAAAAACACAUACCAGAACUUUGCUCUGCGUCCUGGAGAAAAGAGAAUCAAAAGUUACGAAAUGAACGUCAACAAAAGCCUAAAAAUGAAGAUGCUGCUGCUUCCUCUGAUUCGUGUAAAGACUGCAGGGAGAAAAUAAAUAAAUUGUUGGAGAAUUACACUCAAGUUUGGAAGAAAAAUGAAGACAAUCAUUUUGAAUUCAGGACUCGGUUGAGCCUGAAGUGCAACGGUUUUGAUAACGUCGUCAUAACGCAGACAAACACUCCAGUUGGAUCCAAACUUCCUUAUGAUGGGGAAAGAACGAGAUUCCUUGAAGUUAAAGCAGAGCAUUUUAAAACAUUUUUUCAAGGUCAUCCUUUCUCAAAUAAAACAAAGAAGACGUGUGCUGUUGUUGGAAACGGUGGGAUUCUGACAAACAGCAGCUGUGGAAAAACAAUCGAUUCAGCUCAGUUUGUUAUCAGGUGUAACUUGCCUCCUUUGUCAAACGGAUAUGAGGAAGAUGUUGGCAUGAAAACAGAUAUUGUGACUGCAAACCCAAGUAUAUUCCUACAAAAGUAUGGCUCUCUUUUAGAACACAGACGUAUGUUUGCAGAGAGUCUGUGCCAAUAUGGCAAAGCCAUGCUGCUGCUUCCUGCCUUCUCCUAUCGUAUUAACACAGCAUUGUCUCUACGGGCGUCCUACACCAUCGAUGACUUUAGGAUCCCCAUUCAGCCUGUCUUCAUCAACCCAAAGUACCUCCAAAGUCUUGCUCUUUUUUGGGGCUCUCUAGGAUUGAAGGCAAGACGUCUCACCACUGGCAUUAUGAUGACAAGCCUGGCGCUGGAGCUGUGUGACAACGUGGAUCUGUAUGGAUUCUGGCCUUUCGGUGUUCACCCACACAGCUUCCAAAACCUGACUCACCAUUAUUAUGAUGACGGAAAAGUGAAGAAAGGUUUCCACUCCAUGUCUGAUGAGUUCAAGUUGUUGUUGCAUUUGCACAACCAAGGUGUGCUGAAGCUGCACCUUGGGGAGUGUGGACCAGAUGAACAGUAGUUACAUUUGGCUGUUACGGCCCCUGGCCUCUUGAGGCUGUGCAGGUUUUCUUUGGGUAUGCAGGAUCAGCUGUGCGGACACAUCUUUCUGAUUGGCUGCAGGAGAGCAGCCACCCCAUUGGAUCAGCAAAGCCAAUCAGACAUUGAUGAGGCCCACCUGCAGCAUAUAAAAGACACCUCUAAUCAUUCCUCCAGUUGAAUGAGCUGUAAUCAUUCCUUAAAAGAGGUUGUGUAAAGCUGACCCCCACCUUCCGUGUUUGGUAACUGUUUUGGACAGUUUGAACAGUUUUGUUCUUGCUUAUUUUGCUAAGUGGUUUGAAUCUGCUUUAGAUAAAUCUCGAACAAGCUAGAGGCUUGUGUUUGGGAGGUUUUGGUGCUCCCUUUUGUCCUUUCUUUUGGGUUGUUUUGACUGACGUGUUUGAACAUCUUGUUCUUUAAUUUGCACUCAGUGAUUUCUGAAUUUGUUGGUCCUUUACUUUUGUUUAA
Messenger RNA from Xiphophorus maculatus (southern platyfish), 1799 nucleotides. Its product is annotated as alpha-2,8-sialyltransferase 8F-like. The record is from RefSeq and is a predicted model, not a curated record. Gene Ontology annotation, molecular function: alpha-N-acetylneuraminate alpha-2,8-sialyltransferase activity. The transcript is spliced from 9 exons. Bases 127 to 1314 code for a protein of 395 amino acids. NCBI's taxonomy places the organism in Eukaryota, Metazoa, Chordata, Actinopteri, Cyprinodontiformes, Poeciliidae. Gene Ontology annotation, biological process: N-glycan processing; oligosaccharide metabolic process.